UCCUAGUCCUGAUUUUAUUCCAUAUGUACCCAUGAAUGAAGGUACAAGUUCAGUGACACAAGCUGAAGAGAAAGAGAAGUUACUAAGUCAACACUAUGACCCAAAUAUGCUUGCUCGGUGGAAGAAGCGAACGUUUUAUCAUUCUCACACAUUCCAGGCUAUGGAUCUUGAAGAAGUGGUAAAGGAUGAAGACAGUGAGGAUGAAAUUAAUGAGGGCGCUCGAGUGAUUGAAGAUAGAAGAAAACUUGAGCUUCUUGGUCUUUCUGAGGAUCAGAAACGGUUCGUAACUAUGUGGACCUCAUUUGUUAAGAAACAUCGUGUGCUGGUAGAUGGCCAUAUGAAUUGGGCAUACGAAGUUUUCACAAAAUAUCAUUGUGCUGAGCUUGUCGAUUCCACCCCAUUAGCCUGGGCUUGGAGAUUGUUUAUGAUAAAACUAUAUGAUAUGGGUCUUCUAAAGCCAAAGACUGUGGCUGCAUGCGCUGCCAUUCUUCAACAAUACAGGGAACAGAAAUAAGAUCCAAAAGCUAAGGCCUUUCCUAACCCUUUUUCAAAAUAAAAGAAACAAAUGAGAAAGAAAAAAACUUCUCUUUGUUGUACUUUACUACUUUCCAACUUUUAAUUGCUAUCUUUGUUGUACUAUUACUACCUUCCAACUUUCAAUUGCUCCUUUGUUGUGUGGAGCUGAAGCAAGCUAUCAGUUUCAUGUAUUUUCUAUUUA
Molecule: messenger RNA, 718 nt
Organism: Vigna angularis (adzuki bean)
Lineage: Eukaryota; Viridiplantae; Streptophyta; Magnoliopsida; Fabales; Fabaceae
Product: polycomb group protein VERNALIZATION 2-like
Exons: 6
Coding region: 32-514 (160 amino acids)
Cellular component (GO): nucleus
Molecular function (GO): chromatin DNA binding
Source: RefSeq, a predicted model, not a curated record